This is a messenger RNA of Trichomonas vaginalis G3, 237 nucleotides long. Its product is annotated as MULE transposase domain-containing protein. The transcript has a single exon. The record is from RefSeq and is a predicted model, not a curated record. The annotation marks the transcript as partial. NCBI's taxonomy places the organism in Eukaryota, Parabasalia, Trichomonadida, Trichomonadidae.
AUGCAGAUCCAAGAUCACGAACUCACAUAUAUCGAGUUGCUUAAGUAUGGAGUGCAACAAGAAAUACAAGCAGGUUGUAGUUAUUCAUAUAAAACUAGGAAAGAAAGAAAUCAAAUCCAAUUUAAUUGUAAGUGGCCGAAUUGUCCAUGUCGCUUCCUUGUUGAUACACUUCCCGAUGACAAGUACCACAUACGAAAAUGUAUUAACACCCACAAUCAUUCUGCCCCUUUUCCAAAC